AUGUCGGAGAGUGUCGCAGCAGAAGUCCCGACAGAGAGCAAAGAGCAGAGGAGCUCGAGCGUCGAGAUGUCUCCGGUCAAGGGGCUGGAGGAUGCAGUGCGUGCGGGCUCGCCGGUGUCAGAGGAUAAGAAACUGUCGUCGCACAAACGAAGUCUGAGCUGGGGAGGGGCCUUCAGCCGCUCCUUGUUCGGUCUGCGGAGUAAGAGCAAGGGCGAUGAGUUCAAGGAGAACGAGGGGGAGCAGAACGGAGUCGCUGUCGUUCCCGAGCCCAUCGGGGAGCAGGAGGCGACGCAAGAGGACGGGCAGGAGUCACCCAUGAAGCCUUCGCGCCUGCAGUUCGGGUGGAGCAAGAAGACUAUGUCACCGGAGAAGAAGCCCGAGGCUCCUGCUGAGCGACAUCCUCCCCAUCCCCUCACACCCAUAGAGCACAAGCCUGGCGCUGCUUUGUCGCACGAGCCGCUGGUGCAGCUGCUCAAGGACGUGGAGGGCAUCGAGGCGCUGGUGCCGCGCAAGCAGGGAAAGCUGCUGGAGACGCUCAAGGCGUCGGAGAAGAAGCUGCGAGAGCUGGAAGCGGCUCUGCUGGACCCUCACGAAACCUCGAGGAAGCUUCGCUCCUCCCUUGACGUGCUCAAGGCGGCGGUGCAGGCGGCGGAGGACAAGAACGGAAAGAUCAGCCGCCUCGGCCUCGUCAUGCUGCAGCGACUUGCAGUUCUUGACGCCAUCGACCCUCCUUACUUCGCCGCUGUCGGCAUGGUGCUUCGCAAGUGCUCUGAAGUCGCAGAGGAAGCAAUCCAACUCCGCGUGGUCCAGUUCAUCUCGAGCGCCAUGCAGAGCGAACGGUUCGCGAUCCAGAUCGGACCUGCUCUCUUCAUGCUUGAGGCGCUCUUGUCUAUCCAUGGCGGUCGCUUUCCCGCGGCAUCGCAGGCGGCGGCGGCGGCUCUGCGGCAGGUGACGGAGGCGUCCAUCGACCUCCUGCACAAGUUUGACCUGGAGAGAAUCGAGAGUCAGAGGAAGCAGCAGCUCUCCUUCGACUCUCGGGCGAGCGAGGACGAGGAGGUCCAUGAGAUCUCAGAGGUGAAGGAGGAGUCGCCGAGCGCCAGCCCAAGCUACGUGAGCAAGAAGAGCUUACCUCAGGCAGCGGAAUGCUGCGCUCAAGUGCUGAAGGAGCUCCUCCUCCUCAUCAACGGGGAAUCCUCGCAGAGAGUCAGGAGCCGAGCCUCCCUGUCCUCUCAGAUCCUUGCGAUGGACAUCUUGGACUCGCUGUUCCGCAAGCACCCGUCAGUGUUCAUGAGGUAUGCUCCUCUCUUGAAGCUCGUUGAGGACGACCUCCUCUCCAUCAUCAUCGCACAGCUGCAGCGCUUGGCGUCUGGCGGCGUCAAGUUGCAGAUAGGAGCAAGGGAGGCGAGGGAGGACUACGCGCAGAGGAUGCUCCAGGUUGUCAAACUUUUCCGACUCUCUUCAGGGAUCGUCAGCAACGUCUUUGCAACUUCUCUUCACGAAGAAUUCCUCGAAACCUUCUCUGUCGAGGAGGGUCUCGGCUCCUUCCUCCUCCCCAACAUCGCCAACGUCUUGUCGCUCUUCUCCUAUCUGGCGCAGAACGCUUCCCAGCAGUGGGUCAAACUCAUCGCGCUGGAGUGUCUGCUGGAGUACACGUCCUGUCCGAGCUUCUCUCGGCGACUGAAAUAUGCCUUCACUGUGUGCCGAGGACGAGGAUCUGUGGACGACCAGGACAACGUCAUCGUCGGGAUCAUCCGGAUCUUCGAUGACAUCGUCAAAACUUUCCUCGAGAGCAGAACGGGAGAGCAGCAACAUGCGAGGAAGAUCGCGGGAAAGGGGGAGGCAGGAAAGGGAGCAGCUGCUACCGCUGCAGCAGGGACAGGAGGAGGAGGAGGAGGAGGAGGAGGAGGAGGAGGAGGAACAGCAGCAGCAGCAGCAGCAGGAUCAAUGGAGCUCAAAGGCAGUUUUAUCUUGGAACCAGCGGCUCCUUACACUAGACUUCUCGAUGCUCAGGUCGGCGAGCCUUCGCUCCCUCCCAACGUCGAUGAGGUGGUUGCGGAGAUGUCGAUGCUGUGCGGGUCCAACAUCUCUCACGCCCUCGCCUCCCUCUGCGGGAUCUCCCCCGUCCUCCUCCUCGACCUCUCCGACCCCUCCAACCUCCCGCAACUCGCCCCCCAGCCCAACUUCAACUCCUCCCUCCUCGAGCAGAACUCUGAGGUGAGGCUACAAGCUGGAGAGACUGCGGUGGGGGAAGACGAAGGAGAGUAG
Molecule: messenger RNA, 2265 nt
Organism: Guillardia theta CCMP2712
Lineage: Eukaryota; Cryptophyceae; Pyrenomonadales; Geminigeraceae
Exons: 9
Coding region: 1-2265 (754 amino acids)
Source: RefSeq, a predicted model, not a curated record